Gloeophyllum trabeum ATCC 11539 is the source of this 685-nucleotide messenger RNA. Its product is annotated as IGPD-domain-containing protein. The transcript is spliced from 5 exons. Gene Ontology annotation, biological process: L-histidine biosynthetic process. Gene Ontology annotation, molecular function: imidazoleglycerol-phosphate dehydratase activity. The record is from RefSeq and is a predicted model, not a curated record. Bases 43 to 648 code for a protein of 201 amino acids. Lineage: Eukaryota; Fungi; Basidiomycota; Agaricomycetes; Gloeophyllales; Gloeophyllaceae.
UUCCGAUACUGGUUUCGUCCUUCCUUACUUUGACUAACGACAAUGGCUGCCCGACAAGCGACGAUAUCUCGGAAUACAGCUGAGACUCAGAUCGAAGUCUCCAUAAAUCUUGACUGUGGACCGGGAUCUGCUUCGCUCCAGACCAUUGAUAUUUCCACUGGGAUAGGCUUCUUGGAUCAUAUGUACCAUGCGCUGGCGAAGCAUAGCGGCAUGUCUCUGACGAUGAAAUGCAAGGGCGACCUUCAUAUCGAUGACCACCAUACAGCAGAGGACAGCGCCAUAGCAUUAGGCACCGCAUUCAAGCAGGCUUUAGGCGAGGUCCGGGGCAUACGUCGGUAUGGCACGGGUUUCGCACCACUGGAUGAGGCUCUGUCGAGGGCAGUCAUUGAUAUCUGUUCACGACCAUACUGCGUUACUGAGCUGGGUCUCAAACGCGAGAAGAUUGGCGACAUUGCGACGGAGAUGUUCCCUCACAUCUUCUACUCUUUCUCAAUCGCCUCGGGCGUUACCCUCCACAUCGAUGUUCUAAGAGGUCAAAAUGAUCAUCACCGGAUCGAGUCUGCAUUCAAAGCGCUUGCUUUAGCGAUCCGCCAGGCUAUCGAGCGGACGGGCGGUAAUGAUGUACCUAGCACGAAAGGUGUCUUAUAGUCCAUCUCCGAAUGAUCAGCCCAAACAUCAUCUCGGC